GGCGGUCAGCAGGGGGCGCCAGGGUCCUUGAAUUCAUGCCCCCGUGAUCCAGGCCAGUCCUUGCAGCCAGGCUGGUUCUGUUGGGAAGUGGAGGGUGGGCCCGGGGCUGGUGGUCUGAGCACAUAGCGAGGCCUGGCCCGGGGUAGAGGGGGCGGCACCUCUGCCUGACAGAUGGGCUUCCGGGGCCAGCAGGGACACUGCUGGCCCAGCACCCUCUGUGUGGGGAGGGCCGGGAGGCCCCAGGGAGGAAAGCAGCCUGGACCAGAGGGGUUGUGACACUGGGUGGGCCUGUGGGCCCAGGGGUCUUGAGAAGGAAGGGAGGUGAGGCUCUCUGCAGUGAGCAGCUGCCCACAACUGGUGGCGCACCCCAUGCCCUCCCCGCAAGCCCGGGAAGAUCCCCAUCCUGGGCAGCCGGGGACAAGGGAGGCCAGAGCCCAGACCUGCCCUUGAGGAGCUUCUGUAUGUCAGGGAGUGGACGACAGAGUGUAAGUGCAUGUGGCCGUCACGGUGUGAAGGGUGGCGUGGGCCUUGGGAGAGGGCAGCUUGAGCCCAGGGCUGACGUGUCAGCAAGGGCCUGAGGGGGGCACGGACACACCCGGGCAGAGCUGGUGCUCCAGGCUGUGGACCCAUGCAAAGGCCCUGGGGCAGGACUGUGCCUGGUGAGCUGGAGGAACAGCCAGGAGGCCCCUGUGUCUGGAGCAGAGUGAGCGAGGGGGAGAGAGGGAGGAGGGGAGGGCAGGGAGGAGACAGGGCAGGUCGUGCAGGGCCUUGGGGAGGACUUGGGCUGUUACCCCAGGAAGGAGGGCGGGACCCUGGAGGGCUGUGGGCAGAGAGGGGAAGGGCCACCCUUCCCCUUGGUGUGGAGACCUGGAAACAGGUGGGCAGGGGUGCAGCGACCAGGGAGGACGCCCUGCCCGGGCAGGCAAUGACAGGACUGCGGCCACAAGCAGGUGGAAAUGGUGAAAGGCAGGCAGGUUCUGGAUUUCUUGUGAAUGUUUUAACGUGUAGUAAAAUGUGUGUAACGUUUUAAGGUGUAGAAUCCUGUGGGUUUUAGUAUAUUUACUAUGUUGUGCUGGCUACCACCAUCUAAUUCCAGAACAUUCCAUCACCCCCAAAAGAAGCCCCAUCCCCAUUAUCAGUCACCCCCAUCCCCUCCCAGCCCCUGACAACCAUGAAUCCACCCUCUGUGUCUGUGGAUUUGCCUGUUCUGGACGUUUCCCAUCAAUGGAAUCACACUUUUGUGUCCGGCUUCUCUCACUGAGCUUCGUGUUCUCCAGGUUGUGUCAGCGCGUCACCCCUUUCCGUGGCUAACGUUCCAGUGUGUGGAGGGACCCUGUGUUGGGUUUCUGUCCUGCAGUUGGUGGGCAUUUGGGUUGCUUCCGCUCUUUGGCUGUUGUGGAUCGUGCCACUGUGAACACGUGUGUGCAGAUUCUCGCGCUGGACGUAUUUUGGAAACAGAUGGAGGACUGGACGGGGGUGGGGUGAGAAGGGAGGACCUGGGGGCUGCAGGGCUGCUGGCCUGAGCACCUGGAAGGGUAGGGCUGAGGUUGUGGAAAGGAAAUUCAGAAGCUUCGUUGGGUUUGGAGGCCCCCAUGCGGCUGUGUUGGGGGGCAGAGAAGAGGUGGGAGGGCUGAGCCCCAGGUCGGCCCUACCCAGAUGAGCGCCCGCCUCCUUCUCCAGCCUCUGCUCUCCCGGCUCGGCCCCUCAGCUGGGGGAGAGGCAGUGGCCUGGAUGGUGGCCAGCAGACCCAGCUGUUGCCAGGACUCCGGGCUGCCUUUGUAGCUGUCAACAAUGGCCCCGCAGGCCUUGGAGGCAGGAGCCCCCGGGCACCCAGAGGCAGACAUGCAGACCCUGAGGCAGGAGGCUGCCCGGCCCUACGUCCCCCGGGGGACCCUGGAAGUGAACCUCCCGGCAUCUCUCUACAGCAAUGACUACCUGUCCCAGGAGGGGCCCUGCCAGACACCGGCCAUCAAGCAGGAGAUGCGCUGGAAGUACACACCCAUGGGACGCGACGCGGCCGGCCAGCUGUGGUACACGGGCCUGACCAACUCGGACUCUCGAGAAGCCUGGAACAUGCUCCCUCGGGCUCUGGACAGCCCACACUUCGAGGCUUAUGCCCGCAGGCACGGAUGCCACAGCCCCCCCCCCCGCCCCGGGAGCGCAGCAUGCCCAGCAUGCCCUCGGCCUACACCCAGCGUCUCCGGGAGACCGCCUGGUACGACCCCAUCAUCCCUGCGCAGUACAGGGGCCCCCGCACACAGUACGGGAGCAUGCUAUGGAAAGACAGACCCAACCGGGACGAGGAGUACGGUGAGCUUGGGCCAGGGGCAGGCGACCCAGGGGCUGGGGGCCAGGAGGCGGGGCCAGCCAGUGACCCGGGUCCUGGCCCCCCAGUGAUCCACAGACACCAAUUCGGGGUCAAGCCGCUGUGGCAGGCGUCUGACUACGGGCCAUACCUGUCGGCGCCCCAGCGCCCACGCUACACCACCCAGAACUACCGGCAGUGGGACCUGGAACCCUGCUGCCCCUCCACCAACCAGCAGCCCCGGCUCGUCUACAUGCCCAGUCACCGAUAAAGAUCUCGUGCUGCCCGGUGUGGCUCUUCAGGGACCC
Messenger RNA from Aethalodelphis obliquidens (Pacific white-sided dolphin), 2613 nucleotides. RefSeq names its product tektin bundle interacting protein 1 (gene TEKTIP1). The transcript is spliced from 3 exons. The record is from RefSeq and is a predicted model, not a curated record. Bases 1792 to 2397 code for a protein of 201 amino acids. Lineage: Eukaryota; Metazoa; Chordata; Mammalia; Artiodactyla; Delphinidae.